CUGGCAUUAGAAUUAACCCUCAAAUCAAAGGAAGUGGCCAACAUUAACUCAAAUAUAGCACUAGUGCAUUUUAAUUUUGCUCUCUGUCUGCGCUAAUGUUAGCUUAGCUUAGCUUACCAAGAUGACGAUCCCUCUUCAGCAUAAUCACACUCAGUCACAAGGUGCUUCCUCUUCAGGUGUUCAUGAAUUGCCGUAGCGCUGCCAUGGAACACAAAUUCUGCAAUGUAUAUUGCAUUGUACACUUUUGUCUUUUAUUUAUUUACUUUUUUUAUUAUUUUCUAGCUCAGUUGGCAUGUUUGUCAGGAUCUGUGGGUUUUUUUUCCCUCUGGGCUUCCUAUUCCUGCUCCCUCCUGUUUCCUGAUUCCACACAGCUGAGCUCUGGACUACUUCAGUUUCUCUCCUCCUCAUCCUCCUUGCCAGUUCGUUGUGCUUUCUGCCAAGGUUCAGGUCUCCUCAAGCUCUCUCAAGUCUGCUUCUUCUGUCCUGCUGGUUUUGACCCUUUUUCUGGCCCUGGAUUUUGGAUUUGAGUCUGAUCCCCUGGUGUGCUGCAUUUCUGGGUUGGACCCCACGUGUAUGACCCUGGCCUGGAUUUCACAAGAUUCUUCACUGCCCUCCAUCUCCAUAUUGACACCACCAGUCUACUCUCCUGGAGACUCCCCUGUGCAUCUGGCAGCAACGAAGUUCCCACACCACCUUGAGCAUAAUAAACCCCAGUCUCUGAUUCAUACCGAAGAGAGACGGAUCCUCACAACACAAAGGAAGAGGAGCUGGAUCCGACUACACGGGACACCGCUCAAAUUUGAUGAAAAAGCAAAUCCAAUGAGUCACAGGAGACUGAUUGUUCUACUCUUUGCUGGACUCAUUCUCAUUGUGGCAGGUGAAACAACAUCCUGUCCCAUUGAAUUGAGUCCCUCGAUGGUUGUGGCGAAAUAUGGAGACCGAGUUUCAGUCAACUGCUCUACAUCGCUGAGUAACUUUACAGGAAUGGGCUGGGAGUCUUCAGCUAAUGGAACAGGACUUAAAGAUGUCUCUCAUUUGACAUGGACGGUAGACAGCCUCACAGAAUGGGGUAUCGAGCCCAUGUGCUAUGUGGUAGAUCAAGAUGAAAAAUACUGUACUGAAAAACUACAAGUUGUUCUUUACUCCUUCCCAGAAGACAUCAGCAUCAGCUCCAGCAGCCUGAAUGGUGUGAUGACAGAAGGGGAGACACAUAACUUCACAUGUGAUAUCCCCAACAUUGCUCCAGUUUGGAAUCUGACUGUUAGGUGGUACAAAGACAGCGAACUCCUCCGUGAAAGCACGCUAAACAGCCCCAGCAAGAAACCCACGAGUCAGUCAUUGUUUUAUAGAUUUUCCCCAAGAAGACAAGACAACAGAGCUGCAUUCAGAUGUGAGGCGUUCAUGGACUUAGGUCCAUAUGGGCCACAGUUAAAUCUAUCUUCAAAAGAUUAUAGCAUCGAAGUUUUAUUUGGACCGGAUAUUAAUUGUUCAGGUCUGACCGUGCAUGAAGGGGAAAGUUUAGAAGGGAAAUGCCUUGUGGCUGGAAACCCCAUGCCAGAAGUUGAGUGGCUGAAAAAUGGACUUCCUAUAAACUUGAGCAUCCCUCUAAGAAGAAAUGAUACCGGAAUAUACACAGUUCAAGCUGAAGGACGGUUUGAAGUCAAUGAGACCUUCUGGAUUUCAGUGUUUUACGGUCCAGAGAAGACCUGUCAGAGCACAUUGACUAUUCCAGAGCACACUCCUCGCUUCUCAUGCAGUGAAGGCUCUCCCCAGCCUUCGGAGAUCUGGUACAAAGAUGAUGAGGAGGUGAAGAUACCAGAAACCCUUACGAGGAGAGAUGCAGGCCAAUACAUCAUCAGAUCGUUCAACAGUCUGUCAAGCAUCAACUUCACAGUGAAUGUUAUUAUUUUGUACCCACCAACUGAUAUUGUCGAGCUUGAAAAUGCUGAAGUCCGACUUGGAGGCACUUUGGACCUGAAGUGCUCUUCAAUGGGUGGCCCGCGACCAGAUUACUCCUGGAUUUAUUACCAAAUGGCCAAUGUGAUGGAGAAAACAGAAGAUGGAGUUUCUCAUUUGAUAAUCAAGAACGCUACUGGGCUAAACAUGGGCUCUUACACGUGCCAUGCUGGGAACCAAGAAGGAAAUGUCUCCAAAACUGUCAGGGUCAUUGUGAAAGGUGCAAAGCAAGAAUGUCCAAUUCAAAUAACUCCAGACACCAUGGUGUUGCAAUACCAAAGCAGGGCGCAGCGUGCCACAUGCAUGCCAACUGAAUCCUCAAAUGUGAAGACAAUAUACUGGAAAGCCAAUCACAGAUGGACAUACGACACAGAGUGGACUCCAGACACAAAUGAGGACUGGGACCCCAAGCCUGUUUGUCAUGGGAUCUUUAAUGGAAUUGGGGGGUGUCACAAACCUUUGCACUACACACUGUACAAAACACCAGAUUUUGUUGCGAUCAGCUCUGUGGAGGAUCCAGGUUCUGCAUAUGAGGGCAUGGUGCUGCAGCUGCAGUGUGACGUCGUCAAUGUGGCUCCAGCUCAAGACAUCACAAUACGGUGGACAUCGUUCAGAGACAAUAAAACAAUUGACUUGAUGGAGGGAAACGACACAAUAUGCGACAAAAGUGAGGUGAGAUCUCCCGUAAGUGUGUCGUGCACCACAAACAUCACUCUGAAGAGGACUCACAAUGGCGUCAACAUCCGAUGUGAGGCUCAGCUGAACCUACCACUUGCUGGAGGACACCACCCACCCAGCAUGUUCUCCGACUCCUUAAACAUCUCCGUCUGCUAUAAACCUGAGAUAAAUACCACCAAGCUCGCAGGCACGGUCCCACUCUUCACAGGUUAUGAUGAAGACCUUGUUUGUGAGGCGGACGGUGGCCAACCUUUAAAUAUUAGCUGGAGCUACAUGUCAGCCAGCGGACCCAAAAACUCGUUCAACAAAACUCUGCGUGUGUCUGCAGCAGGUUACUACAACUGCACUGUUAGUAAUCCAUGCGGUUCAACCACGCACAUGGUCAAGGUCAUCUUUAAAGAGGACUACCUUCCUCUCAUCGCUGGAUUUGUGGCGCUCACAGUGAUAAUCAUCUCCAUCAUUUUCAUCUUCAUUUACUCCAUCUACUACAAGAACACCAAGAUGCGCCGCUACAGCCUUAAAAACCCCAAACUCAGCACCCACAAUGGGAAUGUGGCUCACAAUGGCUGGGACACGCAGUUCCCCAUGACCAAACUGUCCUAACGGCGACGAGGAACUGCGCUGAACUGUUUGCCAUCAGAACUGAGAAGCCUUUCACCACACGCACAGAGGGCUCCCACUGAAUGAUCCCAUACAACUCCAAUCAUGUUAUCACCUAUAUUUUAAAUAUUAUUCAUAUGGUUACACAUGACUCAGGAUGUAAACUUUAGUUCUCACUGGAUUUAAGCUUUGUGCACUGGAAGAAAGAAGGACUACAAAUGUGGCUGUUUUUAUACAAUCAAUGGCCGCGAAGGGAAUUGAAUAGAUUAUUUGUCACUUUUUUGUUUCUUCAAAGUGUUUUUAUGUUGAAGUUUUCCAAACUGCUCACAGUUUAUAUUGUUUAAUAUAUAUAAUGCAAACCUUUAUCACUUUUAUUUGUUAAAAUAUGGAAAUUGAAGCACUGUUGCUGACGCGCUGCAUUGAAGGAGCUCAUUGUAUGAAGUUGCCUCAUUCUCUCUGUGCCAUCCCCCCUUUGAGCCUUGUGCCACACUCCCGGCUUUUGUGAAAGAUUUCCCUUUUUUUGUAAGUGACUGCAGGCAUUGUAGCUUCGAGUGUAUGAGAAAAUGUGUGUAUGCAAAUUAGACUUUAUACUGAAUACUUUAUAUUUAUUUGUAAGAAACGGCAAUAAUUGAAGCUGUAUUUUUUUGGCUGCACACAGGUGUGUAAACCUUACCGAAUAUUGUAAGAAUUUGUAAAUACUGCUGUAAAAAUGAGACUUUGUUCAACAGUAUUUUGGUAUUUAAACAUUUUAAAUCUCAAGUGUUCUUUAUUGUGUCAGAAAACGUCAACACAACUUUUAAAAUUUGUGAAUGGCUGAA
This is a messenger RNA of Oryzias melastigma (Indian medaka), 4052 nucleotides long. RefSeq names its product hemicentin-2. The transcript has 13 exons. The coding region runs from base 574 to 3237 and encodes 887 amino acids. Lineage: Eukaryota; Metazoa; Chordata; Actinopteri; Beloniformes; Adrianichthyidae. The record is from RefSeq and is a predicted model, not a curated record. Gene Ontology annotation, biological process: cell adhesion. Gene Ontology annotation, molecular function: integrin binding.